Galeopterus variegatus (Sunda flying lemur) is the source of this 434-nucleotide messenger RNA. RefSeq names its product MKI67 FHA domain-interacting nucleolar phosphoprotein-like. The record is from RefSeq and is a predicted model, not a curated record. NCBI's taxonomy places the organism in Eukaryota, Metazoa, Chordata, Mammalia, Dermoptera, Cynocephalidae. Gene Ontology annotation, molecular function: RNA binding. The annotation marks the transcript as partial. Gene Ontology annotation, biological process: maturation of LSU-rRNA from tricistronic rRNA transcript (SSU-rRNA, 5.8S rRNA, LSU-rRNA). The transcript is spliced from 3 exons. Gene Ontology annotation, cellular component: nucleolus.
CCUCUUGGGAGGAGCUGAGGGCCCGGCAUUUCCGGGAACGCCGCGUGGUGUUGGCCGCUAGUGCGCUUUUGGCAUGGCGUCUUUUGAUGUCCCAGCCGGGCCGCUCCUGUCGCUGAACCCUCAGGAAGACACCAGGUUUCAGGAGGAGGUGGCGCACGUUCGCCGGCGCAUAAACCGGACUGCAAAGCGACAAGAGCAAGAAAAACUUAAACCUGGAGUAAUCUAUGUGGGCCACCUACCCUACGCACUUUAUGAAACCCAGAUCCGAGCAUAUUUCUCCCAGUUUGGCACUGUUACAAGACUCAGACUGUCCAGAAGUAAGAGGACUGGAAAUAGCAGAGGCUAUGCCUUUGUAGAGUUUGAGUCUGAGGAUGUUGCCAAGAUAGUUGCUGAUACAAUGAACAACUACCUUUUUGGUGAAAGACUCUUGCAGU